AUGUUAGACUGUGUAUCAGAGCCAAACUUGGACAAUAAUUCUGAUAAUGUUCAAUUAAGUAAAAAAUUAGAGCCUGCAGUCAAUAAAUGUGAAGUUAGCUAUAAUUCUAAUUUUAAUCGAAUCACAGCGUAUGUCACAUCCAAUGGGAAGAUCGACCAUUCUGUUAAGCUCAAUGACACUAUUUCAGAAGGCAAGCCCAGUGUUUACCUAUUUAUCUUCGUCAACCCACUUUCUGGCGAUAAAAAAGGUGAAGAUCUGAUCAACUUACCUCUUCAACACUUCAGAUUACGACGUUUUCCACAAGUGCAAGUGGAGGUGCAUGAUAUCUUAAACGAAGAGGAUGUGACAGAUGGCGUCCGAAAAAUCAAGCUUGUGGAAGCAAAAUUGAAGCUCGGCCAAGUUCCACCGAUAUCUGAUGGCGAUGAUGAAAAAGAAACCAGUGACAGAAAUAGUGGAGAGAAAGCAUCUCAAUCAUCAUCAUCUUCUUCCCAUAGCGACAAUAAAAAGGGUGUACUAUCACAGGCAGCUCAACAGAGACAAAUCCAUGUGUGGAGUGCUGGUGGUGAUGGGACAGUAAUGAGCGUUUUUGAACUUUUAGUCAACUAUAAGAUCGACCUUGAUUUAGUAUACUUCUCUUGUAUCCCUUUUGGUACAGGCAAUGACUUCAGUCAAGUUCUGGGUUGGGGCCGUACAAUUCCUGACAAGGAUCUUCUGGGAUCUAGAUUGCAAAACUUGGAAGAACUGAUUGCUGAGCGAUUAGAAAAGUCAGAUGCUGCUCGCUUGGAUAUCUGGCAAAUGACAAUGACAGCAUACCCGUCUGGAUAUGUUAGAGAAGCUGGCCCGAAAGAACGAAAAGAUGGCCAUGAUGUUGCUGAAGUAAAAGGUCACACUUCUGAUUGUGAGCAUUCUAUGGUUAGGAAGAUGAGCAAUUAUGUUUCGAUUGGUGUACAAGGUUUUGUAGGCAGCGGAUUUGAGGCCCACCGGGCAGGUAAUAGGCUUGCUAAUAAGCUGGUAUAUGCUCAAGAAAGUUCGAAAUGGGUAUUCUGGCGAAGGUUCCCAGAUCUGUCACACUUUAUAUCUGAUUUUUCCCAACAGGACAAUAAGGUAUUAGAAUGGCUGACGCCCUCAGAAAAGCGGGGCAUAGGCAUGCUUCCAUCCGACAUUUCACAAAUGAUGAAAAGUCCAAUCGAUUUAGUCAUACAAAAUAUACCACAUAUUUGGGGCAGAGAAGUGGAUUUAUGGGGAGAAGCGCAAACGGGUUUAGAAUCAGUUCGAAAUCGCUCUGGACCAUGUGAUCCUAACAAUUGGAAGCCACAACGUGCCAAUGACGGACGAUUGGAAGUUAUGAGUAUCGAAAAUAUGACUAGUUAUUUGAAAAAGCUAGCCAAUAUUCGCGGUCAUGUCUCUCGCAUAGGCCAAUUUGAUUCACCUUUUGACAUCAAUUUUCGUGAGCCUGAGCACCAUGUAAAGGAAGUAAACAAAUUAGACGGGAAAACUUCGACUUGGACAAAAGCCAAAGCUUUUCUUAAAGACAAGAAACGACAUAAAUACGAGAAAAAAAACAUGAUGUGUAUCAUGUGUGAUGGAGAAUUCUACGAAAUGAAAGAUCCGAAGUCUAUCGAAUUUAAUAGGUUCGCACAAAUUUGGACACUUGGUAAAAGCGACUCAAAGUCUCAAGGAAGACUUGUACUGGAUGAGUUGGGCUCGAGAAAUGAUAGAGAACAUUAA
Mycotypha africana is the source of this 1728-nucleotide messenger RNA. Its product is annotated as ATP-NAD kinase-like domain-containing protein. Gene Ontology annotation, molecular function: ATP-dependent diacylglycerol kinase activity. The transcript is spliced from 4 exons. NCBI's taxonomy places the organism in Eukaryota, Fungi, Mucoromycota, Mucoromycetes, Mucorales, Mycotyphaceae. The record is from RefSeq and is a predicted model, not a curated record. The coding region runs from base 1 to 1728 and encodes 575 amino acids.